Molecule: messenger RNA, 1053 nt
Organism: Geodia barretti
Lineage: Eukaryota; Metazoa; Porifera; Demospongiae; Tetractinellida; Geodiidae
Source: the annotation of a GenBank genome assembly
AUGAGUCGGACAGGGAGAGCCGUGGUCGCGUGCGGCAAAGAUUUUGAAAUUCGUGAAUAUCCGGUCCCCGAACCUGAACCGAACACAAUGCUGCUCCGUCAGGAGUUAGCAGGUAUCUGCGGAACUGAUCUGCACAACUGGCAGAACGGCUUCCAACAGGAAGUGUUACUCGGACAUGAAAACGUCGGUAUUAUUGAAGCGAUUGGUGAAGGUGUGGAAACCGAUUAUGUGGGUAAACCGGUUAAAGAGGGGGACAGGGUCAUCUUCGCACCCGGAACAAACUACGGUGCUUACGGUUUCCAGUGGAAUCCAGAUGAGGCACCACAUUUUCGUGGCGGGUUUGCGGAUUAUAUGUAUCUCAACUACCCAAAUACUUGCUUUAUGAAAACCGAUGCGUCGCCUGAGGUAGCAGUGCUCACAGAGCCGUUCACUAUCGGCGUUCACGCCGCGAUGCGGGGUGAAAUAAAACUCGGUGACACCGUCGUUGUGCAGGGUUCGGGUGCUAUUGGGCUCGUGACGCUUGCCUGUGCGAAAUUGAGCGGUGCCGCAAAAGCGAUUAUGGUCGGCGGACCCGCCGGAAGAUUGGAACUCGCGAAACGACUUGGAGCCGACGUAACGAUUAACAUUGAGGAAGUUACCACUGCCGAGGAGCGGACGGAACUCGUGAAAGCGGAAACUCCCCGUAAAGAGGGGGCAGAUGUCGUCUUUGAAUGUGCUGGUUUCCUUCCGGCAACGCCAGAAGGUUUGGGUUACACGCGGCGCAGCGGGACUUUUGUUGAAGUCGGUCACUUCGUUGAUAUGGGUUCAAUCGACUUCAAUAUCAACCAAUUGUUGAUGCGCAAAAACCUUCGCGUCGAGGCUAUUUGGGGAAGCAGUUAUGAGCACUUUGUCCGUGGCUUACCACUCCUUGAACAGAGCGAUUUGCCAUUUGCCGACAUGAUUAGCCAUCAACUGCCACUCUCACAGGUCGGGGACGGAUUUAAGGCACUUAACGGCGACUAUCGUAUUAAAGGUGAAACGGCGAUUAAGAUCGCGAUUCGAGCGGAAGAGUAG